Triticum aestivum (bread wheat) is the source of this 1128-nucleotide messenger RNA. Its product is annotated as VAMP-like protein YKT61. Bases 163 to 795 code for a protein of 210 amino acids. The record is from RefSeq and is a predicted model, not a curated record. Gene Ontology annotation, cellular component: Golgi apparatus; membrane. The transcript has 7 exons. Gene Ontology annotation, biological process: endoplasmic reticulum to Golgi vesicle-mediated transport. NCBI's taxonomy places the organism in Eukaryota, Viridiplantae, Streptophyta, Magnoliopsida, Poales, Poaceae. Gene Ontology annotation, molecular function: SNAP receptor activity.
UUGACUUGGAGACGUCGUGGGGGUGUGACCGAAUCCAGCAAAGUAGGAGACGGGAGGGGGGAAGCUUCUUUUGCUUCCGCGCGGCGAUCUCACGUCCAAACCCAUCCAUCCAACCCACCGCCCAAGGUCGCCGCGGAUCUAGCGAGCCUCGGCGGAGCGGAGAUGAAGAUCACGGCGCUCGUCGUGCUGAAGCCGUCGGCCGGAGGCGCCGGGGGCUCCUCCUCCAGCGGCGGGCAGGGCUCCGAGGCGCUCGUGCUGGCCAACGCCACGGACGUCAGCCACUUCGGCUUCUUCCAGCGCGGCGCCGCCCGCGAGUUCAUCGUCUUCGUCGCCCGCACCGUCGCCCAGCGCACCCAGCCCGGCCAGCGCCAGUCGGUCCAGCACGAAGAAUACAAGGUUCACUCACACAACAGAAAUGGCCUCUGCGUGGUGGCAUUUAUGGAUGAUCACUAUCCUGUACGAAGUGCAUUUUCUCUUCUGAAUAAGGUACUUGACGAAUACCAGAAGGCUUUUGGGGAUGCUUGGAAAGCCGCCACAGCAGAUUCCACUCAAGAGUGGCCUUUCCUGAUGGAAGCUUUGACAAAAUUUCAGGAUCCUGCAGAGGCUGACAAGUUAACAAAAAUUCAGAGGGACUUGGAUGAAACAAAAAUUAUCCUACAUAAAACUAUAGAGAAUGUCCUUCAAAGAGGAGAGCGAUUGGAUAGCUUGGUUGAAAAAAGCUCAGACCUGAGUGCUGCUUCACAGAUGUUCUACAAGCAGGCGAAGAAAACAAACAGUUGUUGUACUAUACUCUGAAGUUUGAACCGUGAUCCUUCAAUCUUUCUUGGAAGGCUCCAGAAAGAAAAUCAAUUGAAUAUCGUUGUGUUGUACCGUAAGUCCGAUUGCUCAUGAAAACGUGCCGGGGUCAAUACUGUAAAUCUGUUAUUCUUUGGUGACGCCUUGGAAUAGCAACUAACAUCACUUAGCAAUGGCCAACAUCAUUGUCUGCCCUGCGUAGAUUGUCGAGAUCUCUCAGUUCUCAAGUAUGUUGGAGCACCGUUGCUGCCCUUAAUUUAUGUACUUUUUGUUGGAAUACUGGUUGCUAUUCAUAAUUUAUGUUUGCAAUAUGAUUGAAGGUUGAUGGUACUA